This is a messenger RNA of Salvia miltiorrhiza (redroot sage), 1214 nucleotides long. RefSeq lists its product as uncharacterized. The record is from RefSeq and is a predicted model, not a curated record. NCBI's taxonomy places the organism in Eukaryota, Viridiplantae, Streptophyta, Magnoliopsida, Lamiales, Lamiaceae. The coding region runs from base 302 to 1018 and encodes 238 amino acids. The transcript has a single exon.
GAGAUUUGGACAUUUGAAUUAUUUAUUUAUCAUUUAAUACCAUUUGCAGUAGGUAUGUUACGUAUGUAUAUAUGUUUUUUGUUUAAAUUUGCUCUCAUUUGACCAAGUUAGUUACCUUUUACACCUCCUAAACAGACAAGUCAAAUUUAGAACCCUAAUUCCAUUAUCUCGUCUGCUCAUAUUUACACACUCACACACACACCCGCAUGUAUAUGUGUGUGUUUUCAUAUUUUGCACACACACAUAUAUAUAUACACACACACAUACAUAUUGAGAUAGAAAAAAGAGAAGUAGUGUGUAAAUGGAGAAGGCAAACAAUCAUAAGCUGAGAAACAAGAUUUUGAAGCUUCUGCCAAAGGCGAUUUCAUUCCAAAACAUCCCUUUCAGCCCGCGCCGCGACAGCCGGCCCGAUGCCGCCGCGCACAGCCGGCCCAGAGCCCAUCACAACAAGGCCUUCUCCGGCCCGAUGAUCCCGGCCGAGGCCCGGCGCAAGCUCAAGAGCCGCGAGACGUUCUCGCAAGAGCCCACCUCUCCGAAGGUCUCGUGCACGGGCCGGGUCAAGCACCGGGGCCGGGUUUCGGAGAAGAAGAAGAAGCCCGUUUCGUUGCCCAAGGAAUUCAAGCCCGUGGCCGAGGGCCCGGGCCCGAAGAAGAAGGCGGGGAUCAAGAAGUUUUUGGCGGGAGGGAGGAAGUGUGCUGAGCAGGCCGAUGAUCGGGCCGGGCCGGGCGACGGGAGCGCAGCCCCGAGCCUGGGCCAUAUGAGGAGGUUCGCCAGCAGCCGUGAGGCGUUCGCGAAUUUCGAUUGGACAGCGGCGCAGAUUGCGCCGGGGGAUUGCUCCGACGAUGAGAGGGGGUACAGCGACGGCGAUGAGGAGGAGGAGGAGUGCCGGAUACCUUUCUCGGCGCCGAUGAUGAUGAUGGCGGGAGGCGGGGAUUUGGAGCCGAAGAAGGAGAUUAAUUUGUGGAAGAGGAGGACUAUGGCUCAGCCUAGGAGUCUUGAGUUGAACAUGGAUGAAUAGCUACAGAUUAUAAUUAAUUAAUUAGGAUGAAAUUAUAUGGAUUGAUUUUUUUAAUUUUUUUGGUAGAUAAUACUCCUAUUUGAUUUUGUUGUUGUAGGUUCAUUCUGAAUUUGCAGAAAUCAUUUACUGUAAAUGAGGUAAAGUGGUAAAGAGACUUGUAUAUAUAUUUUUGGAAAUUAAACUGUUUUCAGGUGAA